Molecule: messenger RNA, 710 nt
Organism: Phaedon cochleariae (mustard beetle)
Lineage: Eukaryota; Metazoa; Arthropoda; Insecta; Coleoptera; Chrysomelidae
Source: the annotation of a GenBank genome assembly
CUCAUACAACAUGCCGAAUAUCAAGCUUCAAUCCUCCGAUGGAGAAACGUUCGAGGUGGACGUAGAAAUUGCCAAAUGCUCUGUCACAAUCAAAACUAUGUUGGAAGAUUUAGGAAUGGAUGAUGAGGAAGAAGAAGUUGUACCCUUGCCAAACGUUAACUCUGCUAUCCUUCGAAAGGUCAUUCAGUGGGCCACUUACCAUAAGGAUGACCCACCACCACCAGAAGAUGAUGAUAAUAAGGAAAAAAGAACUGAUGAUAUUUCAUCUUGGGAUGCUGAUUUCCUCAAAGUUGAUCAGGGCACUCUCUUUGAACUCAUCUUGGCAGCUAACUACUUAGACAUCAAAGGUCUGCUUGAUGUCACCUGCAAAACUGUGGCCAACAUGAUCAAAGGUAAAGCUCCUGAAGAAAUACGCAAGACCUUCAAUAUCAAAAAUGAUUUCACUGCUUCUGAGGAGGAACAAGUUCGUAAAGAAAAUGAGUGGUGUGAGGAAAAGUAGUUUAUUUAGUUUAUAAUCUUUUUUUAAAAUUGUUUGGAAAUAUCCUUAUAUGUAUGUGUAAAGAUUCACAUUCAUGGUGAGUUUAUAAACUGAACUAAGCUGACAAGAAAAUUAACAAUCAAGAUUUAUAAAGCUGUUCAAAUACCAGAUAUAAAAAUUCAUCAUUACUUAUGCUUUUUUUUAAAUAUCAAUUAUUUAUUAAUCUUCUUUG